Messenger RNA from Suillus subaureus, 366 nucleotides. RefSeq lists its product as uncharacterized. The transcript is spliced from 2 exons. The record is from RefSeq and is a predicted model, not a curated record. The coding region runs from base 1 to 366 and encodes 121 amino acids. NCBI's taxonomy places the organism in Eukaryota, Fungi, Basidiomycota, Agaricomycetes, Boletales, Suillaceae.
AUGCCAUCAUGUCAAAGCAAGAACCCUCCACCUGAUCCUGUAGUCCCAUCCAGUUCUAGUAUGGAUCCCAGCUCCAGCAAGUGGUCCAACUGGUCCAGCCAUAACAACCAUGAUUUGACAGAUAGCCUUUCUGCUGGUGUCAAGACAUAUGACCCCUGGGUUGCUAAUAAUGCAGAGGACAUCGAGGAUGUCAUUGCAGAUAUAAAGGAGAAAUCCCAAAACAGCAGCCCAUUACCUUGGUUGAUGAACAAGGAGUUUGCAUUGAAGUUGACUCAUCAUCACGCAGUGCUUCAAGUAUCACCAAGUUUCAUGGGAGGCAGGCUGCAUAAUCACUUCAUAUCUACAGCUUGUCCUGACCCAUUGUAA